UCGAAGACCGGCGGGAAUUCGCGAGACUUGAGAUCCAACAUGGCCGAAGCCGAAGUGGAGAAGCUUCAGCGGCACCUGAGCCUGCUGCGGCAGGAGUACGUGAAGCUGCAGAACAAGCUGGCCGAGGUGGAGCAGAAGUACAACGCAGCCGCUGCAGCCUCCGGGGACCUGGGGGAGGACAGCUUUGUGGCACGGCUGCUCAAAACUGUCGCAGAGCUCUUUGACAAGGAGCUUUACAGUGACCUGGUGGUUCACCUCGAUGGGAGGGAAGUGAAGGCACACAAGUUUGUUCUGGCAACUCGGAGUAACUCCUGGGGGGUCAACGACCUCGCAGAGGUCAACUCUCUCGAUUUCACAGGCAUUCCAUAUGAAGUGGGCAUGACGCUGAUGAAGUGGGUGUACACAGAUAACGUGGAGCUGGCCGAGCAGGACAGCGUCAUCCUGGAACUCAUGAGCGCAGCCAGCAAGUACAAACUGGAUGGGCUGAAGGACAGAUGUGAGAAGGCUCUGAUGUCAUCAGUGAAUGUUCGGAACUGCAUCCGGUUCUACCAGACUGCAGAGGAGAUCGGAGCAGAGGUCCUGAAGGGGUACUGCUCAGAGAUCAUCUCCAAUCACUGGAGUGACCUAACCAGUGAAGACUUUGUUGGCAUGGGUGCCCCCCUGCUGUAUAAGAUGUUUAAGACCAAGACGGACCACCCUCUGCACGCGGCCAUCAGAAACCAGCGGGAAGACGUCGUUUUCUUGUACCUUAUAGAGUACGAUGCACAGCUCCCCGGUAAGCUGAACGAGGUGGACAACAGCGGUGACCUUCCACUUGACCUUGCCCUGUCCAAGAGACAGGAGAGCAUCGCAAAGACAUUGGUGACCCACAAGGUCAAUGUCGACGCCAAGGACUCCACCGGACAGUGCUUACUGCACAAGGCCAUCAGAAGAGGUGAUGAGUUUGCGGCAGAUUUCCUGAUCACCCACGGAGCAAAGGUGAACCUGACGACCCAGUCUGAUGAGACCCCCCUGCGCUUGACAGCGGGGUACAACCCGGACUUCACCCCCCAGGAUACCAUAGAGGGGAUGGCCAGGGUCAAUGACCAGCUGCUGGCUAACGGGGCCAACCCUAAUGCACAGGACAACACUGGCAGCACACCCCUUCAUCGGGCAGUGGAGUCCAGAAAUGAGAGAGCAUUCUCCUCACUUUUACAGCAGAGCAACCUUGACCUUGAACUAAAGAACAAUGAAGGUCAGACAGUCCUAUGGCUGGCGCUGGAGUCGGCUAAACAGGCCAGUAGUCCUGACAACCCCUUCUCAGACAACAGCCCGUCAACGGAGGAUGUGUAUGGGGAGGGAAGUUAUGCUGCGAGGCUCAUCAAGGGGGGCAGCAGUGCUGAUGCUGUCAACCCACACACAGGUGACAGCCUGCUGCACCUGGCAGCUAGAGCAGGAAACGAAGAGGCUGCGUUGUUCCUGGCUUCUUACGGGGCAAACCCCAACCACACCAACAAUAGGGGAGAGACUCCUCUGCACUGUGCAGCCCAGCAGGGUCUGUCUCGCCUGGUGGAGAAACUGUUACACAUGGGAGCCAACCCCAACAAACAGACCCUCCCUGUCCUCAGCACCACAGGCACUCAGGCCUUCACUGAUGAUGGGGAGUUUGGGGAGUCUGAGGGGUACAACCACACACCCCUGCACCUGGCUAUAGCUAACCAACAUGCAGAUGUGGUCAACAUAUUUCUGGAACACAAAGCAAAUGCCCUAAAUGACAGCAGUGGACUUCAGGUCAUUCCAGACUUCAAUCUAAAAGACUCAGACGAGCAGACGGUACUAGGGCUGGCCCUGUGGGCGGGCAUGCAUGAUGUGGCUGCCAAACUGUUGGGUGCAGGAGCUAGUAUCAACUACAGGACCUCCGAUGGGAUGACUCUGUUACACUCAGCUGUACAGAAACAGGACACAAUAAGUGCACUCUUCUUGUUGGAGCAUCAAGCAGAUAUUGGUAUUAGGACCCAGGAGAACGAGACCCCCCUGCAGCUGGCCAUCAAGAGACACCUCCCCCUGGUGGUGGACGCCCUGUGCGUGAGGGGGGCGGACUUGAACUCUGUGGACGAGGAUGGGAACCCCCCUCUGUGGGCAGCUCUGGAGAGUGGACAGGAAGACAUCGCUUCUACACUGGUGAGACAUGGCUGUGAUGCCACGUUCUGGGGCCCGGGACCCAACGGCUGUGAGCAGACUCUGCUGCACAGGGCCAUCGAUGAGAACAACGAGUCUGUGGGCUGUUUCCUCGUAAGAAGUGGUUGUGACGUGAACAGCCCCAGGAGACCUGGCCCUGGGGGGACGGGGGAGGAGGAGUCCCGAGACAGACAGGCCCCCCUGCACCUGGCCUGCUCCUGGGGUCAGGACAUGGUCACACAGUGUCUCAUCGAGCACAACGCUGACAUCAAUGCCAAGGAUGCGGAAGGCCAAGCGCCGAUCCACGUGGCCAUCAUUAACCAGAGUCCUGCCAUCAUCUCCCUGCUGCUGGCCCACCCCAGCGUGGACCUCACCGUCAAGGACAGGCACGGCCGCUCGCCGUUCGCCACCGCCAUGUCCUGUAAGAACAACAAGGCUGCACAGGCUAUUCUGGAUAGGGAGCCUACUGCAGCAGAGCAGGUUGACAACAAGGGCAGGAACUUCCUUCACAUCGCCAUCCAGAACUCAGACAUCGAGAGCGUACUGUUCCUCAUUAGUGUGCACGCCAACGUCAACUCCAAGGUCCAGGACGCCUCCCAGAUGUCUCCCCUGCACCUGGCUGUGCAGGCGGGGUCAGAGAUCAUCGUCAGGAACUUGCUGUUGGCAGGUGCGAAUGUGAAUGAUGUGAACAGCCAGAAGCAGUCAGCUCUGCACAUCUCAGCCAGUCUGGACCAGUCUGGCAUCAGCAGUGUGCUGCUGCAGAAUGGUGUGGACUUCGAUGGGCAAGACGACAGCCUCAACAAUGCUCUCCACAUUGCUGUACACCAGGGUCACCUGAACACAGCCAGAACCCUGCUGACAGAGUCACAGAUCAACGCAGAGGCCAUGAACCUCAGGGGACAGAACCCCCUGCACGUGUUAGCCCAGUACAGCAAGGACAACGCGGCGUCCAUCUUUGACCUGUUCCACACCUCCAUGCCGGAGUACCCACUGGAUGCUCCUGACGCCGAGGGCAACACGGCGCUGAUGCUCGCUUACAUGAACGGGAACGGCGGGCUGUGUCGGUCCAUCGUGAGGGCUGGUGCCAAGCUGGGCAUCAUGAACAAGCAUGGCGUUUCCAUUUUUAACGCACCUGUGGCAACCAAGCAGCUGCUGUACAGAAUAUUGGACAUGUUGUCAAAAGAGCCCCCAUGGUGCGAGAGCCAGAACUGCAUGGAAUGUAUGGCUAAGUUUGGGGUAGCAACAAGGAAACACCACUGUCGACACUGUGGACGUAUCCUGUGUGGGAAGUGUUCCUCCAAGAUGAUACCCAUCAUCAAAUACGAGCAGCCCAAGCCCAUCAGAGUCUGCGACCUGUGCUUCGAGGUGCUGUCCAUGGGGGCCAUGUCUCCUUAGAGA
Branchiostoma floridae (Florida lancelet) is the source of this 3555-nucleotide messenger RNA. Its product is annotated as rabankyrin-5-like. Gene Ontology annotation, molecular function: metal ion binding; protein binding. NCBI's taxonomy places the organism in Eukaryota, Metazoa, Chordata, Leptocardii, Amphioxiformes, Branchiostomatidae. Bases 40 to 3552 code for a protein of 1170 amino acids. The record is from RefSeq and is a predicted model, not a curated record. The transcript has 23 exons.